Molecule: messenger RNA, 3721 nt
Organism: Melopsittacus undulatus (budgerigar)
Lineage: Eukaryota; Metazoa; Chordata; Aves; Psittaciformes; Psittaculidae
Gene: KLHL21
Product: kelch like family member 21
Exons: 5
Coding region: 49-1845 (598 amino acids)
Molecular function (GO): protein binding
Source: RefSeq, a predicted model, not a curated record
GCGGCACCGGCUCGGGAGGAGCGGAGCGGAACGGAACGGAGCGGGGGCAUGGCGGCCAGCACCGGCAGCACCGGGACGGCAGCACCAGCGGCGGAGCCGGCACACGCGGUGUCCCUGCUGCGGGGCCUGAGCGCGCUGCGUGCGGAGCGGAGCCUGCUGGACGUGACGGUGGUGGCCGGCGGCCGGGAGUUCGGUGCGCACCGGGCCGUGCUCGCCGCCGCCUCGGGAUACUUCCGUGCCAUGUUCGGUGGGGCCCUGCGGGAGGCUCGGGCCGAGCGUGUGCGGCUGCACGGCGUGGAGCCCGAGUGCCUGGCGCGGCUGCUCGACUUCGCCUACACCGGGCGCGUGGGGCGGCUGGGCCCGGACAUCGCGGAGCGGCUGCUGCGGGCCGCGGACCUGCUGCAGUUCCCGGCCGUCAAGGAGGCCUGCGGGGCCUGGCUGGCCCGGCAGCUGGAGCCGGCCAACGCCUUGGACAUGCAGGACUUCGCCGAGGCCUUCGCCUGCCCGGCGCUGGCGGCCGCCGCUCACCGCUUCGUGCUGCGGCACGUGGGGGAGCUGGGAGCGCAGCUGGAGCGGCUGCCGCUGCCGCGCCUCGUGUCCUACCUGCGGGACGACGGCCUCUGUGUGCCCAAGGAGGAGGCCGCGUUCCAGCUGGCGCUGCGCUGGGUGCGCGCGGACCCGGCCGCCCGUGCCCCGCUGCUGCCGCAGCUGCUGGCGCACGUCCGCCUGCCCUUCGUGCGCCGCUUCUACCUGCUGGCGCACGUGGAGGGGGAGCCGCUGGUGGCGCGAUGCCCGCCCUGCCUGCGCCUCCUGCAAGAGGCACGCGACUUCCAGGCCGCCCGCCUCGACCGGCACGACCGCGGCCCCUGCGCCCGCAUGCGCCCGCGGCCCUCCACCGGCCUCGCCGAGAUUCUCGUCGUGGUCGGCGGCUGCGACCGCGACUGCGACGAGCUGGUCACCGUUGACUGCUACAACCCGCGCACCGGGCACUGGCGCUACCUGGCCGAGUUCCCCGAGCACCUCGGAGGGGGCUACAGCGUCGCCGCGUUGGGCAAUGACAUCUAUGUCACCGGGGGGUCCGAUGGCUCCAGGCUCUACGACUGCGUGUGGAGGUACAACUCCAGCGUGAACGAGUGGACAGAGGUGUCCCCCAUGCUGAAGGCCAGGGAGUACCACAGCUCCACGGUGCUGGACGGGCUGCUCUACGUCAUCGCCUCGGACAGCACGGAGCGCUACGACCACACGCUGGAUAGCUGGGAGGCCCUGCAGCCCAUGCUGUACCCCAUGGACAACUGCUCCACCACCUCCUGCCGCGGCAAGCUCUUCGCCAUCGGCUCCCUGGCCGGCAAGGAGUCCAUGGUCAUGCAGUGCUACGACCCCGACAGCGAUCUCUGGACCCUCGUGAACUGCGGGCAUCUGCCCCCAUGGUCCUUUGCCCCCAAGACUGUCACCCUCAAUGGGCUCAUGUACUUCAUAAGAGACGACUCAGCUGAGGUGGAUGUUUACAACCCAGCGAAGAAUGAAUGGGAUAAAAUCCCGGCCAUGCUUCAGGUCCACGUUGGGGGCAGCGUGGCCGUGCUCGGUGGGAAGCUCUAUGUCUCCGGUGGCUACGACAACACCUUUGAGCUGUCGGAUGUCCUGGAAGCCUAUGACCCUGAGACACGAGCAUGGAGCGUGGUGGGCAGGCUCCCCGAGCCCAUCUUCUGGCACGGCAGCGUCAGCAUAUUCCGGCAGUUCAUGCCGGAAACCACACAGGAGGACGAUGCCAUCACACUGGACAACACCAUCAACUUGAACAGGCAGCAGCAGAACCUCCACAACCAGAACCUGAACGAGCUGCGUUAGCAGGGACGUCCUUGUCCACAACCUGUGCUGCUUUGGGAGACAAACCUGGACUGGGCAUAGAGGGAAGCUCUGAUGUUUGAUGUGCUGCUCGGCCCUUGGGCAGGAGGAGGCUCCAGCUGCUCAUGGAGACCCAGGAGCUGAACUCAAGCACAGCAGUUGUGUUGAACAGCAUCACAGCUCAUGGCUUUGGCUCAGAUGCCUUUCACUGGAGCUCCUGCUUCGUUUGCCACCAAACUUCUGCCUUCAGUUCCUGUUCAGAAGGGUCUGGUGGGGCAGGGAUCUGGGCCCCCACCUCUGUUCUGUGCCUUGGAGGGGGACAGGCUCCAUGUGCACGUGGAUAGAGGGGGGAAUGGUCUCUUCCCGAAGGCUGGAGGUCUGUCAGGUGGGAGGUUAGUGUGAAACAUGGAGCUUCCUCCUGUGGCCAUGCUCCUUGAUCCCUGUUUAUCCCUUCAGGAGGAGCGGGUGCACCAUGGCCAGGACCCCACUGUGGGUUAUGAAGCUUCAUCUUCCCUCGAGCUUCAGCUCUCCCUGUGUUUCGGGGGGUUAGGUUGGAGCAUUCAGACUCCUGCAGGUCUCUGUUUCCCAGCCCUCCCCUCCAAGGCACUUUCCCUUCAGCAAACACCUUAUUUACCUUUCCACCCCAUUCUGACAGCUCCAUUGCUUCAUUCCCCAUCACCAGCUUAAGGGGAAGGGAGAAGCUGGUCCUGUUCUUACCCAGCCCAGGGGCUGGUGGCUGCUGCCUGCGGGAGGAGCUGUUCCCCUUCCCGGUGUGCCAGGCCUGAACCAGGGCAGGCAAAGCUGCUGGUACUGCCUAGUGCUGAGCUCUGGGCUCCACGUAGCAAGGGUGAGUUCUGCUUUCUUCACCCCCUUAGAGGAGCUGCAGUGGGGAACAGGCGUUUAAAUACCCUGAUGCAGAAUCACUGUCAAAGCCAUCCCCUUGUGUGAAUGGACCUUCAGAGAGGUCUCGUGCCUGUCGUGCCUCCUGCUCACAGCUCUCGGGAUGGGAGCAAUAGGAGAACUGUGCUGAGCUGUUGGCAGCGGUGCAGGAGGUGCCUGGAGUGCUGUGCAUUGAGCAGUAGGUACUUUAGGGUAGUUAGUUCUCUUGUUUCCUUUCUGUUUGGGUUUUUUUGGCCUGAGAGUUGCCUUCAUCCUCGCCCAAGGGACGUCGUGAGCUUGGGCUGGGUUCCUCCUUCUACCUUAGCAGAAGAGAAGCUGCUGCAGUUUACUCAUGGAAUGUGUGGUGAACAAGCCAAGAGCCAAAGGCUCUAGGAGAGCAGGGCUGGAGGCUGUUGCCGUUUCCCUCUUGUGCUUUCAACCAAUAGAGAAAACACUUGCAUUUGAACCUCAUUUGGAGAUGGAGAGCGCCAGGGUCCCAUCUCCAGCAUCAGCAGCUUCACAGCUUUACAAUGGAUCUGGUUUGCCUUGAAUGCAGUUCCUGCCUCACGCCCUGCUCCUUGGCUGCGGAGCUGGGAAUGCCGCUGGUGAAUCCAUGUCUGGAUCUUUGACAGUGCCUUGAAGCUGGAUUGUGCCGUGGCAGCCUGGGAUGGAAACCCUCGGGGCUGGAAUGUAGGACUUGGGGCAUCUCCUUCCUUUAAGGCCGCAGAGCCCGUUCCGAGGCUGCGCAGCUGAACGUGCAUUGCAGCCCCAAGUAUUCCUGCCAGACUAUAAAUAGAGGCACUGUGUCUCGUGCUGCUGGACCUGCCUCCCCCAUUCCCCACAGGCUCACCAGUUACGGAUCUGUAUUUAUUUGUUGCUAAAGCCCAUUGUGUCCGGCUCUUGGAGUGCAGUUUUAACACUGUCCUUUGAAACAAAGGCAUCCCCGGUACAGAUAAUGUAUUUUUAUUGUCAUAGGUUUAAAUAAAACACCUCACAUGAA